AUGGUGCAGGCCUAUUCCAUCGGAAAGCCAGGAGCCAAGUGGGAGCUGCCAGAGAGGCAGCUUUGGCUUGAAAAGCAAGCCGUCAAACGGUCCUACCAGGAAGAGGUCGUUUCCAAAGUCCAAAAGCUGGCGGAAGACUUCGAGGUGCUGCAGUACGGAGCACUCUCCUACGAUAAGGAAAGAUACCCUCUUCUUGCGCUCAAAACACACGGUUUCGGCAAGACUGGAAAGCCAACAGUUUUGAUCACCGGCGGUGUGCAUGGUUAUGAGACCAGCGGAGUGCAAGGCGCCCUAAGGUUUCUGGAGUCGCGGGCCAAAGACUACGCAGAGGAUUUCGACAUUUUAGUUGCCCCCUGCGUCAGCCCUUGGGGGUAUGAGACCAUCAACCGAUGGAACCCGAAUGCUGUGGACCCCAACCGGUCCUUCAAGAAGGAUACAGACUCUGAAGAGGCAGCUGCUAUCAUGAAGCUGGUCUCCAGCCUCGAAUCACCGGUGGUGAUGCAUUUAGAUCUUCACGAAACCACAGACACGGACGAAAGCGAGUUUCGCCCGGCACUGGCCGCUCGCGACGGAGUAGAGUACGUGCCAGAUGUCGUGCCAGACGGCUUCUACACCGUGGGCGACACGGAGAAUCCGCAGGAUGAUUUUCAGGCUGCUAUCAUCGACUCCGUGCGGAAGGUGACUCACAUAGCGCCUCCGGAUGGAAAGGGCCUGAUCAUUGGUGAGCCCAUUAGCCAAGAAGGCGUCAUCAACUACCCCCUGAAGUCUCUGGGACUCUGCAGUAGCAUGACCGACGCGAAGUUUGUGAGCACAACGGAAGUCUACCCGGACAGCCCAAAGGUCACAGACGCCGUGUGCAACGAGGCUCAGGUAGCUGCGGUGACGGGCGCGCUCGACUUUGUAAAGAAGAGCCUCUAA
Symbiodinium pilosum is the source of this 918-nucleotide messenger RNA. NCBI's taxonomy places the organism in Eukaryota, Dinophyceae, Suessiales, Symbiodiniaceae. The record is from the annotation of a GenBank genome assembly.